Diorhabda carinulata is the source of this 2517-nucleotide messenger RNA. RefSeq names its product ELMO domain-containing protein 2. Gene Ontology annotation, molecular function: GTPase activator activity. The coding region runs from base 117 to 1055 and encodes 312 amino acids. NCBI's taxonomy places the organism in Eukaryota, Metazoa, Arthropoda, Insecta, Coleoptera, Chrysomelidae. The record is from RefSeq and is a predicted model, not a curated record. The transcript has 2 exons.
AAUUUUGAUAUGUCUUCUUGACAACCGUCAAUUUCUGUCAAUAUCAACAAAUCAAUUAAACGUCAAAAUAUCGAAUUUGAUUUCAAGAUGUGAAAAUUGCCUCUAUAUUUGCGAAAAUGAAUUUCUCAUUGUGGUGGAUGUUUACAUAUUAUUUUCGUUCAGUGAUUAAAUGGUUUUUGAGAAAAACAACAGGGCUAUGUGAAUUGCAACGAAUUUGUUACGGUGAGGUGGCCGGAGCACCUCGCAUAAAAAAAGUGGAAAGUUGCUUAUACAUGUCAAAAUCACAUCAAAUAAAACAACUCAUCCAACAUCUUAAUAGCAUUUCUGAUUCUAAUGGAUUCUUCGGUCCAAAUUAUAAAAAUGUAUUAAAUGGAGCAGUUAAGGUUGUAUUAUUAGUGAAAGAAAUUGAUCCAAAAAUACAUUUUCAAUUUGUUAAAAGUUUUGAAAUAUGUGUUAAACAGAUUUGGGGUUAUAGACAACUCAUUGCUGAAGUAGAGCGAUUAAGAACUACCUCUUAUGACAGUGAAAAUCUUGAGCACGAAAACAAAUUAAAUAAUCUGUGGAUGAACCUCAAACCCGAAGAAAAACUUGAAGGUCGGAUUACUAAACAGUGGCAAGAUAUUGGAUUUCAAGGAGAAGAUCCAAAAACUGAUUUUCGAGGAAUGGGUCUAUUAGGUUUAGAAAAUCUAUUAUUUUUUGCUAGCGUUCAUCGUUCGGCAGCUCAACAUGUUCUUAGUCAUUCGUAUCAUCCCAAACACGGUUAUUGUUUUGCCAUUGUAGGUAUUAAUCUUACAAGUUUAGCAUGGUCUUUGUUAAAAGAAGGUAGUGCAAAAACUUAUGUAUAUAAUAAUUGUAUAAAUAUACCUUCAAUAACACUAUUUCAUCAUUUCUAUAGUUAUCUGUUUUAUGAAUUUGACAGAUUUUGGAUGGAAUGUAGGCCUAAAAAUAUAAUGGAGUUUUCAAAUAUCAAAAAUAAAUUUGAAAACAAUAUCAGAUCAUCUUUACAAGAUUCAAAUACUGAUUUCAGAAUUGGUGUUACUGUUAAUUAUGUAUAACAUUAUUUGCUUCAUUGGAUGUUGUUUACUUUAUUAGAAAAUAACAUGGCGAUUCACAACUUUUACAGUCAUACAGGGGAUUGAUGACCUAUGCCUAUAUACAGAAUCGUCCAUCGUACCUUUUCUUUAUAGAAAUAAAAAAGAUAUUGAUAAAAAUGAUAUUUCUAAAAUUUAUUCUUUAUCUCAGAGGAUAUUACUCAUAUUUUUAUGAAAUUAUAGUAGAUCUCUAAUAAAUCUAUAGUCUAAAACAUUAAUAGUCAAGCUUACCUUUAGUCAAAAUAGAAAUUAAACGCUUAUUGCUCUAAUUGUGGUCAGUAGGGGCUACUUUUCAAUGUAUGUUUUUGUUGACGUAUUUUAGAGACUUGAAAAAAAGUCACUUGAGACAAAAGACAAAGUUACAAGCCUGGAAGUUUAAUUAGUAAUAAUGAUGUUCAAUCUAUAAUUGUUUGUAUAAAAUUACAUGUAGGGUAUAUUUACUUCAUUAUUAAUUAUCAGUUCAGCAAUGAUUUUCAUACAGUAUGUAUUCUGUAGUAUAUUCAGUGAGCUUAAUGUUGUAUGUAGAGGUUUGCAAAUAGUGUAGACAAUUACCAGAAUAGUGGCUCUACAUACAAGCCAUUGGCUAUAUUUAGUUUCCAACUGCUUUUACUUAUUCAUAGACUUAAAAAAAUACUCUCCAUAAAAAUGAUAGGCUUACAUGAGUAGGUGACUAAAUGCCUUUCUUAAAGAAAAGUUUAUUUGUUUUGCAAGAAAUGUAUCAAAAUAUUACAAGAAGUGCUCUUGAAUAAUACUGAAAUGAUUUCUUUACUAACAAAAUCAUCAUGCUGUUUGGCUUUAGCUUCGUCUUUCAGCUUUCUUCAUUCUAUUCUGUUUUUGCAUUUAGCGUUCCAGUUUACUAUUUCUAAGAUUCUGGUAUCUUCAAUUUGGUUUCUCCAGGUAUUUUCUAUAGGUUGCCUUGAUGUGUCCUGCACGAUUUAGUCUUUGUGCUUUUACAUACUACCAUAUUUUUUUCUCCCAGUUCUUCUAUUUCUUGUGAAGGUAUUUAAGGCACUCAAUAUUAAUUAAGCUCAAAACUGGGCACAUCAUAGUCGCAGUGACGUAUCAUCAUCAACAUAUUUUAUUUAUGAUGUGUAUGUAUAUAAUAAAGAUCAACUUUAUUUUCAGGAUGCUAUUUUGUGUUUAUAAUUGUAAUAGCAAAAAUUAUUUAGUAGCACGAAGAGGUAUUGUGAUUUUCUUAGAGAACUAACGAAAUACCAGUAGACAUUUUAAAUUGAAUCUCUAGGAAAAGGUUAUUACUAUUUUCUUGAUUAUGUUUUUUGUAUAUUUACUUUACAAAUCAGGGAUUACUUUUGUAUUUCAGAUUAUUUUGAAAAAUAUUUCCUUUAUGGUUGUAGACAUAGUUGAAAACCUAUUGGUUUUAGAGCCUUAUAUUUUAAAAUUGUUUUUAAUAAAAGCUUGAAUCCAA